Molecule: messenger RNA, 1922 nt
Organism: Myxocyprinus asiaticus (Chinese sucker)
Lineage: Eukaryota; Metazoa; Chordata; Actinopteri; Cypriniformes; Catostomidae
Product: UBAP1-MVB12-associated (UMA)-domain containing protein 1-like
Exons: 4
Coding region: 118-564 (148 amino acids)
Source: RefSeq, a predicted model, not a curated record
CAAAAAAAGCGUACGUACAGGACGUGAGAAGGACUAGUGAACAAAACUUAAGUCGAGCAGCCAGAUUUGACCAUAAGCUGACAGAAAUAUUGUUCAGAUGAUUUAAAACACACAAACAUGUUGAGUUUUUUCGGAUUCAAGAAGGAUGGAGCUAAAAAAUCUUCAUCCGAGAGAGAAACUGAUGGAUUCGUCAUUAUUGGUGAAACUGUGGAGGAGCACCAACAGAAAAUGCAGUCCUUGAACAUUGUGCAGCCGGCAACAAAUGUAAUUGUACAGCCAUCUAAGUCAUCCAGCGCUGGGAACAGAGGAAUCGCAGAGAAGGCUCAGCCUUCCUCCCAGCCCACAUUGGCUAAGAUGUCCACAGAAACACAUGACACAGACGUUACCCCCGCCCUUCCUGAACUUCUAGGAGAUAUACCCUUCACCUUAGCACCACACAUCCUCGCCAUGCAGGCAGGACUACCUCUUGUUCCUGAUAUCGCCUUGCCUCAAAACAUCAAUGACAAGCUAGACAACUUUUGUUAUGACUUCACCUUGGAGAACUCUGUGCUUUGUGAGCCGUGACACUCUAUCUCGUGAGGAACUAUGGCCCUAUGGUUGACAUGAUACUCCUUAACCGUUUGCCUUUUCUUCACUAAAUGACCUAGUUUCUGUCAGCUGGCCUAGUCACUGACCAUAAGGUGGUGGGUUCACUCUGACAUAUCGUCCAGUCGGUUUCAACAAGUUAGUGAAGUUAGCGUCAAGAUAGUUUACAGUCCCUCAGGAUGUUACAACACUUGCUUGUGUUGGCGGUUAGUAGAAAGUUAAUUUUUAUUUUGGGGUGAAUUAUCCCUUCAACACAGUAGAUGAGUAUUUAUAAGAUGAAUUACGGCUUUACAUUUUUUAAAUGUAGCUAAAAUUUUACGGGUGUCAAAACUGUGCAUUUCUGCAUUUUGACAUUGUUGGGUCCUUUAGCAUAAGAAGAUAUGCUGAAAUGAUAUAUGUUUUGAUGAUUGUUUUGAAACUAUAGUGUUCUUUAUUAGUUUAAUUCAGCUGUUUGAUGUUCCAAACAUCACAGUCGGCAUUGGCCUUUCCUCAAUUUUUACAGUGCUAAGCGCCAAGACCCACUGUAAUUUAUAGACUUUACUUGCCAAGCAGUCACUAAAAGCAGUCAUAAUGCAUAGUAAAAUUAUUUUACAGUAAUAUAGAUGUAACAGAUUUAUCAAUCAACAAUGUAGUUCCAAAAAGUUUUUAAUUCAAUCUCAAUUUGCAAUCAUAAUGGCUAGUCCACUGUUUGAUGUAAUUCUGACAAUACCAAUAAUAAACCUUAGUAAGUCACUUGCAAUAUGUAAAGAUCGCACUUGCAUUGGUGUUUAAGGGAGACUCGUAGUGCUCAUUACGAAGAGGCCAACAUUAUAUCUCUCCUUUGUAAAUGCGUGGAUUUUUUAUUUUUGGGGGAUUUUUUUUUUUGGCAUGCAUGUCAUAUACCUCGGUUGACGUUUGGUUUAAUGCAUAACAUUUUGAGGUUCUGCCAUAAACUUCACACCCCAUUUUGGGAGGCAGACAUGUAUUUUAGCAUUUACUGUUCUGUUGGAACAGGCCACGAUUGUUGAGCUGUUUUUUUUUUUCAUUUGAAUCUCAGUUAGUGAAUGGGUUUUAUCAUAGUGCUUGCUGCUAUUUAUACAGUGCAUUCAAGAGUUUAGCAUUUUCCCUUCACAUCCUCUGUACCUUAUUCUUGUUGUUGGAAGUUGGUAGUAGUUUAGUUUAAUUGAUAAACCACAUCAAUUCUUAGAUUUGAUUAAUUAUCUUUGUUUUGAUUUGUCUUUCAGCCUGACACAUUAUCUCAACUGAGGUCAACAUCAUCCUUGUAAUUUAUGUCUGUUCUAACCUUUUUAAAACACUAACCAACUGUACAGAUCAAAUAAAAUGGGGCUGUGUUUGCA